Schistosoma margrebowiei is the source of this 7591-nucleotide messenger RNA. NCBI's taxonomy places the organism in Eukaryota, Metazoa, Platyhelminthes, Trematoda, Strigeidida, Schistosomatidae. The record is from the annotation of a GenBank genome assembly.
GAAUUGGUGUCUCGAUUUCGGGCUGUUGGCGUCUCUUCAAAAAAUGACUGAAAGUCGUUUUCCGACUGAUAAAAGAAUUGUUUACAUCUCUCCUAAAGAGCUUUCCAGUCUGCCAACAGAUGGACCGAUUUAUGUACUAUCAACUACAGAAAACCCAGAACCCAACCAUUUAGCAAGUUGUAGUUCAACUCAACUUGGUGCAUCUAGCCAGGAUUCAUCUUCGAUCACUUGUUCAGCGUUUUGUUCAACUUCAACUUCAUCUACCAACAGUUCAAAUUAUUUUAAUAACACAUUGGUUCCAUAUUCAUUCCCUUAUCAUGCUAACAUUCCAUAUCCUACUCCUGUUGUUUCAACAAACUUAAUUCUUCCUUAUGGAUUCUGCCCUCCUUUUCAACUUCCACAUUUUGUCGGUUCACAACCAGUUUCAUGGGUAACACCUGCUUUCCCGAACCACACUUUAUAUCCCCCAAGUGCCAAUUUAUUCCCAGCAUCUGGUCAAUACAUUCACCCCUACCAAAAUCUCCCUACUUUCCAACCGAAUGUCCCAUCAAAUUCAUACUUCCAAACAUUCAAUCCUCACAAACCGCCUCCGUCUUUCAGUUUACCUCAGGUAACUUCGAAGUCCAGCAACACCGUUCUCAUUCCUAAUUCUGCUGCAGUUUUUACUAUUAAUAAUACCGUUACAUGUGUCGCGAGUGCUAUGAAUACUAACAAUACUAAACAUUCUUGUUCAUUCAAUCGAUCAAACGAAGAAAAUGGAUUUUCAGAACCGAAUAACUCGAAAAGUGAAUCAACGUCAUCAAAACAAUCGCAUCCUCUACGGUAUACCAAACUGAUCUACGCUUCGGAACUUGAUUACUUUGCUUUUGACAAUAGUACUGGGUCGUAUGUAGCUACACGUAAACUUAUUGAUUUGGAAGAUCGAUUUGAAAAUGAGGUGAUCGCUCGACGUCAUCGUGCUACUUUAAAUGAUCCAAUAAGACAGCCUCCUGAACGUCCUGCAUUGUCGGAUAGUGAGCAUCGACGUAAUUCCCGUACUUCACAUCUUCAUCGUUCGAAAAAGUCGACCCACAAAUGUGAUACAGUGAAUUCAAUGUUUGAUAAUAAUUCCGAUAAUGAUGAUGACUACUUGGCGGCUAUCGGUGAUAACGCAGAAACUUCAAAAGAAGUUUGUUUAUCGACUGAAUCUAGAAAUAAGAACUUAUCUAUCGAUCAUACAAAACACUCAAAAUCAUCACCAUCAUCAUCUAAAUCUCAUCAUCAUUUACGUAAACAUAAAGUCAAUAAUUAUGAAUCUAUUUGUGCAUCUAAUAAUAGUAUUAGUAACACGAGUAAUAAUAGCAUUUUAAAUUCUGAUUAUCACACUGUCAAUGGCCAUUCCAUAGGUCAACGUAGUAUAAGACAACAGCGUGAAGUCGCUUAUAAAAUUGAACAUCCUAAUCGUUUACAUCCUGAUAUUUGGCAUAAUGAAGCUAACGAGUUCAAUGAUGGUCCAGCUUGUUCUUGUAAACCGAAGUAUCGUAUUGGACCAUUACACAAUCAAUACGAAGGUGAACAGCCUAUUCCUCUAUGUAUUCCAGAAUCAAAUAAUCAUGAUCGUCUUUAUCAUUAUCGUGUGAUUAUAUCACCGACAACUAAUUUUGUUCAACCAAACCCAUCGAAAAUUACUCAUAAUGAACAUGAUUAUCUAUUUGAUGGUUUUUCACUGUUUAUGCAUUAUAAAUUAGAUAAGCCGCCUCCAUGUCAAGUUCUACGUUUCAAUCUGUUAUAUGAUAUUUUCCCAAUUGAAGAGGAAUUCCCUCAGUAUUUUACUGUUCGUUCAUUAGAUCUACUCACACAAUAUGUAUUCAUUGAAUUACUGGAGUUGUUAGAUUUAAACUGGAAACCAUAUGGAGCAAAGGAGAGCUGUAAUGUGAUACAUUUAAUGCCAAGAUUUAUACGUAUUUUGUCAAAUCCUGCUACUACUACCAAUGAUAAUUUUUCGAUUACAAAUACUGCCACUACUACUAACAAUAGCAUUUCAGUAGAUAACAGUAAAGAACAUAAUAUCGAGUCAAAUAAAUUAGUCGUUUGUAUCGGUGAUAGUAGUGACAAUAAUACAGUAAUUGGGGAAUUACUACCCGUUCAUGUAAUAAUGCGACACUGGUUAAAAGAGGCACUGACUCCGGUAAUUAAUAUGAUGGAAUUAUCUUCAAUACAGCGUAUGACUACAAUUGAAUGGUCAAAUCAUAUCGCUAAUUUACGAGGCACAUUAGCUUGCUUUCCAGGCAAAAAACCAUCAACUAUACGCAUAGAUCAAUUAGAUCGUCAAUCUGUAACAGGUCAAUCAAAUGAAACCAUAUUAAUUUAUCCACUCAUAGUACACAUGACUUAUACACCAAUGAAAUUAAGUUUAACGCGUGAACCAAAGUAUAAAUCUGUACUUAAAAAUUUUAUGAAAUUACAAUAUUUAAUGAUGAAUAAGCCAAGAAUUAGUACUUCUGAUCGUGUACAGUUAGUACAAUUAGCCAGUGAAUUAGAAGAGAUGGAGCAUUCUGGGGUACAUCGACGUGAAGUUACUGUAGAGAUUAGUUGUGAAGGCUUUUAUCGAACUGGAAUACGACCAGAUAUACCACAAUAUGCAUUAAAUUUAGUCUCAUUAAUAGCUCACCUACGUUUUCAUAAAUCGUUGGAAAGUUUGGAGAAUCGUUUGGGAUAUACAUUUAACGAUAAGUCUUUACUACAUCAAUCCCUUACUCAUCCAUCAUAUCGGCGAACAAAUUUCGGUACAAAUCAAGAUCAUUUUCAAAAUUCAUUGGUUAGCUGCGGUCCACGUAUUUUAGAAUAUGGUGAUAAGCUAGAGUUAUAUAAGGCAUGGCGUAAAAAGGGUUUGACUAAAAUGAUACAAGUUAUGUCAUUUCUACCAAAAAUGCAUGAAGAACGAUCGAAUAUUUAUGGGAAUGAACGAUUGGAAUUUUUAGGCGAUGCAGUUGUUGAAGUUAUCUCCAGUAUCCACUUAUUCUUUAUGUUCCCUGAAUUAUCCGAAGGUCAUUUGGAUGCGUACCGGCAAGCCAUCGUUCAAAAUCAACACUUAGCUGAAUUAGCUGUUCGUCUUGGCAUUCAUAAAUACUUGUUGUAUACUCAUAGUGUAGACUUUUGUUAUGAUUCUACAUUUAUCUACGCUCGAUCUGAUGCAUUUGAAGCUUUAAUGGCUGCAAUCACUUUAGACGCUGGACUUGAUAUUGUUGAUAGAAUAUUUGGUGCUGUUCUAUUUGGCGAUGAUGAAAGAAUUCAUCGUGUUUGGGUACAAAUCCCAUUGCAUCCAUUACAAUCACAAUGCCCUGAAGGUGAUCGAUCAUGGGCAACAAAAGUUCCUAUGCUUAAGAAAUUGUGUACAUUAGAAGAUACUUUGGGCAUAACAUUUAAACACCUACGUGUACUUGCUCGUGCUAUGACUAUACGGAAAACUGGUUUUAAUUUUUAUACAUUGGGAGAUAAUCAACGUUUAGAAUUUCUUGGUGAUUCUUUGUUGAAAUAUGUGUCAACAGAUUAUUUAUUUCGACAUUUUCCACGACAUCAUGAAGGACAUUUAUCAUUGUUAAAAAAUUCACUAGUGAAUAAAUAUACACAGGCAUCUGUAUGCAGUGAGUUAGGCUUAGAAAAUUAUGUUAUACGUCGUGAAGAUAAUAGUAUGCAUAAAUACGAUUGCAAAAUUAAUAAUAACAAUAAUACUAAUAAUAAUAACAUAUCGAAACAUUCAAAUCCGUCUUGGAAUACUAAUUAUAUAAGUAGUCAAAAUUCAAAUAUACUCAAAUCUAAACAAAAUAAAAAAGGUGGUCAAAAACAAGUUAUUAAUUCAGAUGGAAAUAAAAAUGGCAAUUGUAACAAUACACAAAAUCAAAAUGUAAAAUACAGAGCUGAUUUAUUGGAAGGUAAUUAUGAAUUAUGUUUACUGAUACCAUCAUCAUCAUCAUCAUUGUUUUUGUUGUUGUUGCAAAACUCAUUUGCAAAGUAUAAUAUGUAUGUACUCAAUCUAGUGGUAUGGCAUAUUUUGUUUAUAUGUAGUAAAUGUUUAUUCAAACUGAGCUUUAGGUAGAAUGGGAAGUCCAGCUGUAUAUCACAUAAUGAUUUAAGGUCAAAUAUUUUAGUUAUGAAGUCUUGACAGGAUCGAACAAAACAGUCUAUCGUUUUAUCAAGAACUGGGCUUUAAGAAAUUAGAAGAAUAAUUGACUGUCAGCAUCUUGGACACACAACAACAUUAUGAGCAAUUUUGUAUUUUUGAUGAUCAAUCACGUGAUAAAUUUUGUACUCUGAAUACUUUAAAUAGUCUCUUAGUCGCGUGAAAUCUUUGACUUGUGAACACCUCCUUCCUUUGACGGAAAAAAUUAGGCGAGAAAUAUGAAAACUGUAUUCCAAUAAUAAAAUUAUGUUCAGGAAACAAAGUUAUUUAUAGGAUUACGUUGAAAUUCUAAGUUUUGAGAAAAAUUCCAAGAUUGGUAACAAGUUUGUGAUAAUUGUUUAAUCAAAUUGACUCAUGAUCUCAACCAUUAAAAUUACUAUAAUAUCCACAAAACGCCUUCUGAUACUAAGCGUAAGCAAUUGUCCUUUCUUAGACAUGUCCUAUCAUGUUGGAAUGUCCAAAAUAUUCGUAGAUUUUUUCAAUGACUUCUGAAGAGUUUUUUUGAGGAGUUACGCUAUGGCUUCUAACAUUGUAGGUGCUCAUUGUGUUGACAAGUCUCAGAUUUAAGGAACAAUAAACAUUUCAUCCUGUUUGACAGUGUUUCUCAGAAUGAAGCUAAUUCGCAGCGAAUAUCACAUAGAUGCUAAUGUACGUAUAUUUAUUUUCAGAUGUUCAAACUGAAUUAAAAUGUUUGAGCGUUUAUAACUACAAUUUGAUUAGUCAUUUUUUAGUGUCGUAUACAAUUAACUUGACUAAAAAUCGUAAGUUUAUAUCAAUUUUAAUACAUAACAGUGAUUGUAUGUAAUGUUGUUGUAAGUUUAUGACUCCAUAAUAUCAAUGAAUCAAGUGUUGUUUGAAUGAAAUAAUGUGUUAUUAUAAUUUGACACUGUUCAUACUUUGAUUUCAUUUGUUCGUUUGUUAUGACUAUUUCCAUUACACGACGUUAAAAUUGCCUUAUUUAAAGCCUCACAUUGCAAAAUAACGUUCGUUACAUAACUGUUAAAAAACAGAUAGUACUGAAUAGUUGCUUUGUUCUAGUCUACAGGAAUCUAAGCUUUGCUAAUUGACGACUCCACAGAGUAUCAAACUUAAGGCCUCCAAGUCUCACACCAACCAUCUAACUUUCAGACCAUUAAGCUAGCGCAUACAAUAGUUUAAGCCAUUAACUAUUAAUUCACAAUACUGUACGACUCAUCAAUUUCUAAUAUUUAUCACAUAUCCGAUAUCGUUGAUCUGUAGUGUCGGUUGCUAUGUUAAGCCCACACAACUUAUUCUGGUUUCUGGAUAAACUAGUUUAUUCUUCUCGAAUCACAUUUUGACGUCAAUUCGCUUAUCAUCUUUGGCUCUUUUUAUAUGAGCGUGUGUGCACCUCUUAUCCUAUUCAUCACAUAUCUGUAACUUAUUUUAGUCUAACUAUAAAUAUUGAUUAACGCUUGGCUAAAUUGAGUUGCUUCACACGCCAUCUCCACUACGCGUUAUUUCGCUUCGCUUUAUUCUUUUCGCUUCUCUAGUCUUUUGUCUAGAUCAUCGAUUGUAUGAAAUAUACGUAUUCGAAAUUCAUUCUCGUAUUUGACUUAUUUAAUUCCGCUGUUGACCAACACGACUUAAGUCGAUGAUAAUAUACGAGAAUAGUCAGGAUGUAUAUUUCGACAGUAAUUAUUUGAUAGCAAUCAGAAAUGACCCAAAUGGAGUCAUAUAUAGGGCCUCUAAAUGAUUGUACUAAUUACGACCUCCCAGCAGAAUUCCGGGAAUUAUCUUUUAAAAUCAACGACUAUUCAGUAUAUGGUGGUUGUUAUUGUAGGGUGUUGUAGAAACUGUUGAAUUUUAGGUUUAAUAUCAUGAACUGAAUUAUUUUGCUGUUAUUAGUGUUGCUUUGACUUUUUCCUUUUUCAUCUUCCUUAUUGGUGUGAAAUGCAGACACACACUUUGUCUACUUACUGUCUAUCUGACUGACAGAUUAUCAAAUAACUAUUAUGCCAUAUAUCUAUAGUAAUAUAACAAUUUUAAUUCAUAACGUUUAAAAAACGCCCAUUACAUAAUACCACUGUUUCUCUCUUUUCCCUCGUCAUAUUUUUAAAAUUUUCGCUUUAGCAUUUAUUGGUGCAUUAUUUGUCGAUAAAGAUUUAACAUGGGUUGAACGUUUUUGUCAAAUAUGUUUUUGGCCACGUCUUGUUGAGUUUAUUUUAAAACAAGAAUGGAAUGAUGCCAAAUCAAAAUUACAACAAUGUUGUCUUACAUUUCGUUCAUUAAAUGAAGAUCCAGAAAUUGCACAUUAUAAAGUUUUAGAACAUAGUGGGCCAACUAACCAACGUGUUUAUCGUGUUGGUGUUUAUUUUCGUGGUCAACGAUUAGCAACUGGUGAAGGUCGGUCUGUUCAACAAGCUCAAAUGGAAGCAGCUAAAAAGGCAUUGGAAUUACAUCAAGAUACAUUUCGUCAAUUGGAUUUUCAACGUUCAGUUAUUUCAAAACGAUAUAAACAACCUUAUAUUAAUAAAAUAUUGGACCAAGUACAAAAUUGGGAUGAACAAUUAGUGGAAUAUUUUAUUUCAGAUAAACCUACAUCUACAACAGUUAUGUCGACCUUGACUUCAAAUACUACUACGAAUAAUAAUAAUAAAAUUACUCCUAUAAAUACUUACAGAAUGAAUAAUAGUGAAAACCAAACAAUGAAACGAUCAUUUCUAUCAAACCAUAACGAUGAUAUUAAUGGAGAAGAAUUAUUAUUGUAUAGAAGUACUAAACGUCGUUGUUUUGACAAAAACAUUCCUAAUCAAAAUGCAUGUACAAAUGAAAAAACAUCAUAUCUCUCCACCGUAUUAUCAACAUCAAGAUAUGGCGCUUCUCCUUCAAUAUAUCUAUCAUCACAGACGUCAACUUCAACUAAUAAUAAUGAGGAGGAUAUUGCAAUGAUCGACAGUAAAACAGAACGACUGAACGCGGUGGAAGACAUAGAAAAAGGGAACGAAUUGUUUGUUGUAUUAAAUAACAACGACAAUGAUGACGUCGAAGACAAUAUAAACGGAAAAGAUGAAGAAGAAGAAGAAGAAGGCGAGAUUGUAGAAGACGAUGAUGAUGACUUUUGUGAUGAUUCUAGUAAUUAUAUUCCGAAUGAGAAACAUUGUAAAUAUAAAUUACAUUUAAAAUGAAAAAAGAGACAAAACAUUGGAACAUUGUGUAUCUUAAUUGUUGUAAAUACUACUAUUAAUAAAAGUAAUAAUGACAGAUGCCAACCUUAAGUGGUCGGAUACAUUUUACUCUUUCCAUUUGUUCGGCUUUUUCUUUUCUUAAAGUCAACGAAUUAUGCGGAUUUUUCUUCUUGGUUAUUGAGGGAAGAAAGUGAUCAAUGUAAGUUGAACUAUUGUUUUAUAUUUUUACGAACUUAAUUAUGUUACGCAAUUUUGUAUUGUAGAUAUAUAUAUAUUUAUAUCGCUG